Paramuricea clavata is the source of this 357-nucleotide messenger RNA. The record is from the annotation of a GenBank genome assembly. Lineage: Eukaryota; Metazoa; Cnidaria; Anthozoa; Malacalcyonacea; Plexauridae.
AUGGUGCCAGCGGGGGUCCAUCGAGGCACAAAACUGGGACCGUGGCUACUUACUGUGAUGAUUGAUGAGCUUGACAUCCCCAACACAGAAUUGUGGAAAUAUGUCGAUGAUACCACCAUGUCGGAGACGAUAGGAAGGAAUCAAAACAGUAACAUCCAGACGGCUGUAGACACUCUAGUGAACUGUGCAGCCACAGACAAGUUCCAGCUUAAGAAAAAUGUAAAGAACUGUGUAUUUGCUUCAGCGUCAAGAAUAAACAAACUUUCGAUCCUAUUGAGUAUUUUUAUUAAUGACAAUUAUAUUGAUACUGUAACUGACGCCAAGAUUCUUGGACUUAAUGUAUCUUAUAAGCUAUAA